AUGCUCGAUGAGAACCUUCCCACGUUCCUCAUCAAACCAUCCAAAGAGAAACCGAGACAGAAUUCGACUCUGUUCUUCUCUCAGCAUGGAGCCGAGUUCGAACCCGCCUACAUACUACGACACCUCGACCCUGACCAGUAUGCCUCCCGAAACAGAUACGCCGCCGGCCUCUACGAUGCGUUCACGCCGGAUGUCCUUUACGCGGAAGUAGUCCUAAUUCCAGAAUGGACGCAGCCCCCUCCUCUAUCUGAGCAGGCUAGAUUGAACGGUGCUGUCCCUCCACCACCCGAGCCAAUUCUUCCGUCCGAGUUCACCAUCCAGCUAUACAAUCCCGACCAGCAGGUAACAGUACGGCACAAGGCAGCAACAUGGAAUACAGCGGCUUCAUGGGAGUUCGAGAUGCCGCAACAGACGUUCCGAAUGCCAUCUGUCUCAGCCCUCGACCGAGUAAUGAAUGACCCCGUCGCUUCCGAGAUUACGCCCAAGAUUGGCUUCAAAUGGAAGAAAGAUAGCAAGUUUUCCAAAGACCUGGCUUGUUUCUUGUCGGGUAAGAACACGGUGAUUGAAGGGAGCAAGACCAAGAGCAAAGAGCCGGACAUCACAGUGUCAAUAUUCAAGAGCUUGAAGGAGGUCACAUUGUACGAGCCCAAUCUCCAGAGGGUGGAAAUAGAGGAUCUGAAGGGGCUUGAGGUGGUGCUCCUCCUCGGCGCUGUGGUUAUACGAGACGUCUAUUUUGGUUCUCUCAAGGAAACCUUCAACAUCACUCCUGCAAGAAAGAAGUCCAAUUCCACGAGUCCGACCACUACGGCCAUCCCUCCCCAGUCGACUCUGUUGCCCGAGCAAAUUUCAUCGAAACCGGCGGAAGGAUUGGGACCCUCCUCAUCCGGUCGUGACCCUCGUGUACCCCCGACUGACCCACGGACUCAAUGGGAAAUUGAUGUAGAGACUGCUCGGCUGCGCAGACAGGCGGCGGAAGAAGAGCGGGAAAGACGUCGUCGUGAAGAGGAGGCGGAACGGUUAACCAAGCGGCUUCUCGAACAGGAAGAGGAAGAGCAGCGACGACGGCGGCAGGCCGAGCUUGACCGAGAAACAGAGCGCCUAAAGCAGCUGUAUGGUCAAGAAGAUGCUUCUGCCCGCCCUAAUCUACCGCCUCGGGAUCCUCGACAGCAGAGACAUCAUUCUGAAUCGAGACAUUCUGCCUACGUCCAGUCUCAGCACAAUCCAUAUCCCUCAGCACCAUACGCCAAUGCAUGGGGUCAGUAUCCAGUCACUGGCCCGGCGAAUGGCCCUUACAUGUCCGGGGCGGCGUCCCAGUCGACCUUCCUGGCACCAGCUUCAUCGUCACAACAAAACCUGAAACAAAAAUCGAGCAUUUUCAGCUUCCGCCGCCGCAGUGAACACGAUGCUAAUAAAUUGCAGAGGAAAAAAAGUGCCGUCUUCUAA
Molecule: messenger RNA, 1443 nt
Organism: Exophiala dermatitidis NIH/UT8656
Lineage: Eukaryota; Fungi; Ascomycota; Eurotiomycetes; Chaetothyriales; Herpotrichiellaceae
Exons: 2
Coding region: 1-1443 (480 amino acids)
Source: RefSeq, a predicted model, not a curated record